AUGAGCUUCCUGGUAACCAAGUCCUCGCUGCCGGUGCUCGUCGGCCCGUCGGAGCCCACGCCGGCCGGCUACCUCCGCCUGACCUCCACUGAUAAGUCCCGCCUCUGCCGGCCCUUUACAUCCCUCCACGUCUUCGACCGAGCCAUCCACGAGUCGGCCGAGACCGUACGGCGCGCGCUCUCUCGUGCGCUAGUCCACUACCACCCAAUCGCCGGCCGCCUCACCGUCUGUACCGGAGACGGCGACUCUGACUUUCAGAUCGCUUGCACGGGCGAAGGCGUGGCGUUCGUCGCCGCUACGGCUAACUGCACACUGGAGGAUGCCAGGUUCCUCCACACGCCGCUGGCGCUACCGCUGGCCGACCUCGCCCUCCGUUACGGUGGGCGCUGCCGGUUGUCCGACCCGCUGCUUAUGGCGCAGGUGACGGAGUUCGUCUGCGGCGGGUACAUCCUCGCGGUCACGUGGAACCACGCCAUCGCCGACGGCUUCGGGGUGGCGCAGUUUCUGCAAGCCGUUGGCGAGCUCGCCCGCGGACAUUCCUCGCGGUCCAUCGUCCCUGUGAGGCACGACGGGUCCCUCCAGGAGAUCCCUCAGCUGGCCACCGCCCUAGGUCCGCGCCUCGCCGGCUGCAAGCACAUCGACUUCGCCUACACCGACGUGACCAUCCCCUGGAGCUUCAUAAACCGCGUCAAGGCCGAGUUUUUCCAGCAGGGUCGCGGCCACACCGGCGGCCGGCAGCCGGCUUCGUGCUCGACCUUCGAGGUGGUAGUCGCCGCGAUAUGGCAGUGCCGGACACGCGCGAUCACUAAGGGCGCCGCCGAAAACCACGGCUCCCCCGCGCCGCUCAUGUUCCCGGUCAACGUGCGGAACCGCGUGGGGGACAAGGACGGGUACUACGGCAACUGCAUUAUGUCGCAGGUGAUUACGGCGGCGAGCGGUGCUGUGGAAGAUGGCAACAUCGUGGAGGUGGUAAAGCUGGUCAAGCGCGGCAAGGGAGCAGGACCCACCGACCAGAGCCAGUUUGCUGACGUUAUCUCCUUCCCGACGGAGACCAAGUCCACGCCAUGUCCCGGCGGCCCGGCGCUGCACAUCGAGCCCCUUUCCGCCAUGACCGAGCUCAGGACACCACACCGCCGCGCCCGGGCACCGCCACCACCUGGCCACCGCUGCUGCGCCCGCCGCAGCGCCUGGGCUCCUCCCAGCCCCUUCCCGCCGCCGGCCAUGGCCCUCCUCCGCCGCCACCGCCGGCGACACGACCAGAGGGAGUCGCGGGCCGUUAUCCGCGUCCCCGCCUCGCCGUCCCCUGUCGCCACGCACGCAUCUCGCAGCGCUCGCCGCGGCACGUAUUCCGCAAAAAACCUCGCAAAAUCUGGUGGUUUUUUGUCCCACGAACGUAAAAUGGUGGUAGAUGGUAAAUUUCACCAUCAAAGUGGUGGUUUUAUGCUAUUAACUCGCGGCAAGGAGAUGAUAACGUCCACCCUUGAGGGGGGAGAGCGGCCAGUGGUGCUGGAUGAGGAGAUCGUUGGGGCCAUAUGCGGGUACAGCAUGCUGGUGCUGACUAGCUGGGGCGGCAUCGGACUGGAAGACAUGGACUUGGGCAGCGGGAGGCCAGCAAGGGUGAUUGCCAACAUGGAGAUGACGGUGCUGCCAUCCUCCGUGAUGUGCCCGUUGUGCUCCAAGAAGGAUGGUAGCCACGGCAAUGGCGAUGGUGUCAACGUGGUAGCGUUCUGCGUCAGGGAGGAGCACGCCGACGGGUUCCAUGAGGAACUUGCGAGGCUCCGAUGA
This is a messenger RNA of Lolium rigidum, 1785 nucleotides long. RefSeq names its product acyl transferase 15-like. Lineage: Eukaryota; Viridiplantae; Streptophyta; Magnoliopsida; Poales; Poaceae. The record is from RefSeq and is a predicted model, not a curated record.